Episyrphus balteatus (marmalade hoverfly) is the source of this 995-nucleotide messenger RNA. Its product is annotated as protein obstructor-E. The record is from RefSeq and is a predicted model, not a curated record. Bases 127 to 852 code for a protein of 241 amino acids. The transcript has 4 exons. Gene Ontology annotation, cellular component: extracellular region. Lineage: Eukaryota; Metazoa; Arthropoda; Insecta; Diptera; Syrphidae. Gene Ontology annotation, molecular function: chitin binding.
GGGAUUCGAACGUAGUUUAAGUAUAACCAUCGAACUGUUGAGAGUAGCAAGAGCAAGAGUGACGGUUGACGCGACUAUCUUAUAAUAAAAUAUUUUAUUUCGUUUAAAUAAAAAAAUAAAAACAAAAUGAAGCAAUUCGCAGUUUGUGCCAUUGUUGCUGCAUUACUUGUAGUUUCAACCAACGCUCAAAAGGGAUUCGUUUGCCCAAAAGCAAAUGGUGAAUUCGAAGAUUCACUGCAAUGUGACAAAUACUAUUCGUGUUCCGAUGGUGUGGCAACUGAAAAAAUCUGUCCCGAUGGUUUGGUAUUCGAUCCAUUGAUCAGGAAGAUCAACAAGUGUGAUCAACCCUUCAAUGUUGAUUGUGGAGAUCGUACUGAACUUCAAGCACCAAAAUCCAAUGCUUUGUGCCCACGUAAAAAUGGUUUUUUCCCACAUCCCGAUGAGACUAUUUGCAACGUUUUCUACAAUUGCAUUGAUGGUGAUGCCACAGAAAUGAAGUGCACAGUUGGAUUAUGGUUCGAUGAUUAUACUGGUAACUGCGUGUGGCCCGAUUCCACCGGACGUACUGGAUGUAUUGAAGCUGACAAGAAGAGUCCCGAUGGUUUCGUGUGCCCAAAGGAUUCAGCUAAGACCGAUCGCUCUGGAAACUCUGUUGCUCAUCCCAAGUACGCUCAUCCUACCGAUUGCCAAAAAUUCUACGUGUGCUUGAACGGUGAAGAGCCACGUGAUUUGGGUUGUCAAGUUGGUGAAGUAUACAACGACGAAACUGAACGUUGUGAUGCUCCCGAAAAUGUUCCCGGAUGUGAAGAUUGGUACAAAGAGAGCGAUGAGAAAGAGAAUAAGAAGAAUUAAGCUGUGAAUCUGUUAAUUUUUUCGAUAUAAUUUUUAAUAUUUUAGUCGUAGCUUAUAGUAAUAUACUCUAGAAUAUGAAAGGUUUUUUUUUCUUAUAUAUUAUAUUUUCUUGUUGUAAGUAAAGAAACCUUUUCCUAAAUUAA